AUGGCCGGUUCAACCAUCCUCAAGCUGGCGCUCUUCGCCUCCGCAGCACUCGCCAUGCCCUUCGACCUCCAGGAGCUCUCACAUCGCCACUACUCGCCAGGCUCGAACCCACCAUUCCCAAAAUUCAACCCUCACGCUGGCGAGUUCCCUCACAACAGCGUGCCAAUUCCUACCGGCACCGCCGUCGUUCCAACUGGUACUUCCAUCCCCAACCGCUUCGCGAAGCGUGACAACUUCCAAGGCUUCUACGCUCCUCCCUUCGCCACAGGAGCCCCAAGCGGCUACAUUUCCCAACCCACAGGCUUCAUCCCUCACCCAACGGGCUACGCACCAGCUUCUACCGGCUACUUCAAGGAGAAGCGCUUCGCCCCCUUCCCAACGGGCACUGGCGGUUAUCCAGCUCCAACGGGCUACGCGGCUCCCACUGGUGACCUCCACGAUUUCGAACCUCCUUUCCCUGCGCGUCGCCACCAACAUCAAGCUCGUCAAUUCGAGGGUCCUCGCCAGGGUGGGUUGAAGCCUUAUUUCCCGAUAGGCUAUGGUUCUGGUCCUGAGGGCCCUGUUCCAACGGCGACGGGUACUGCCACUGCGCCUCCGGUGCCGACUGCUUCGACUUGA
Molecule: messenger RNA, 618 nt
Organism: Zasmidium cellare ATCC 36951
Lineage: Eukaryota; Fungi; Ascomycota; Dothideomycetes; Mycosphaerellales; Mycosphaerellaceae
Exons: 1
Coding region: 1-618 (205 amino acids)
Source: RefSeq, a predicted model, not a curated record